Belonocnema kinseyi is the source of this 1053-nucleotide messenger RNA. RefSeq names its product zinc finger BED domain-containing protein 5-like. The coding region runs from base 1 to 1053 and encodes 350 amino acids. The record is from RefSeq and is a predicted model, not a curated record. The transcript is spliced from 2 exons. NCBI's taxonomy places the organism in Eukaryota, Metazoa, Arthropoda, Insecta, Hymenoptera, Cynipidae.
AUGCAGAAAACUACUUUUGAUGGAUUGAAGCAGAUUGUUGCUUGUGUCAAUGAAUGUUUACGAAGACUACAGAGGCACGUUGCUGAUAUCGAAAAGCGUUUAAAUCUCCUAAUAGAUGAGACACACAGAAGAGUGGUGGGAGCCGAAAAAUCCCACGUUUUGGAGACACUGUUAGAAACAGCACAUCCACAAGAUGCAAGCAAGCCGAUCCCCUUUUUUGAAGGGAAAUUGGAUAAUUUCUGCAUGGAGCAUAACGAGGGGAUGUUCGAAAAUGCAAUGACCAUUUCGGACUCAUCCAACUCAAAAUUGUUAAGAGCCUCUUAUUAUGCAUCAUUAACGAUUGCGCGGAAUUCCAAACCGCACCCGAUAACGGAGACCACAGUUAUUCCGAUAAUAGUUAAUGCUGUGCGAGAAGUCCUAGGAGAAGACGCUGCUUUUCAAAUUGCGACAAUUCUUCCUUCGAACAAUACAACAAAAAGAAGAAUUGAGAACAAGUCGAGUGACAUUCAGUUUCAAUUGAAAACAGCAUUGAAUAGCAGUCUCUACUUCUCCCUUCAAUUUGACGAGUCGGUGGAUGUUUCUGGUGCUGCUCAGUUGCUGUGUUAUGUCAAGUACAUAGGAGGGGCUGAAAUAGAAGAAAAAAUUCUGUUCUGCUUCGCAGUGCAUGGAAACACCACAGGGGAGUGCCUUUUUGAAGUAAUGAUGGAGAAAACUCGGUAUUUCAAUCUAGACAGGGACAAGUGCGUCGCAAUUUGUACGGACGGUGCGGCUGCAAUGACAGGGAAAAAGGUAGGUUUCGUGAAGCGCAUUCUGGAUAUAGCUCCAAAUGCGAAAUGGUCACAUUGCAUGAUCCAUCGAUAUGCACUGGCCGUCAAACCUCUACCAGAUGAGCUGACUUUUGUUAUGGAGGACUGCGUGAGCAUUGUGAAUCACAUAAAAACUUCAUCUUUAAAAACUCGAUUAUUUGAGGAACUUUGCACCAAAUUGGGAGCAGAUUGUGUCCAGUUGCUGUAUCAUACGCAAGUAACGUGGCUUUCACGGGGAAAUCCUUAA